UUGAUGAUUGCUUUCAUUUUAUGUAUGGAUCAAUGGUCUCGCUAGGUAGUGAAAUUAAUGUUAAACUGCUGUUCUAGGAGUUGAUUUUAAAAGUCUAGAACGGAUUAAUCCCUUUUGCAUUACUUUCUAUGGGAAAGUGCGCCUUGGUUUUGGAACGCUUUGAACGGACUUCUGGAACGGAGUAAGUUUGAGAACCAAGGUACCCAGUGUAGAUGACUUUCCAGGACCCUUCAAACUCUAUGAUUCAACUAUCUUCCAUAACGAUCUUCAGAGGAGUACAUAAUAAUAAAAUUCAACUCAAAACAAGUAUUUUUCCCUUUUGGAGGAAAAAUAGGAUGCUGAUCUCCACUCGUGCUUAUUGCAUUUUGUGCUGUCGUGUCAGCAAAGGCUGUUCCCACGUUAGGCAUGGGAAUGGGCAGGGGACGAAAAGGGGACAAUGUCUCUCAAGAGGCGCACCUGCUUCUCCCUGUCAAAUGUCGAAAGGUAACUGGAGCUCAUUGGGGCUCUGCAACGACUGUGUAUCAUCGCAUGGCAGCGGACGACCCAUUUCCAAAGACGACCGCCUCCUUUUGCAAAAUGAUCAGCCGCAGAUCCGCCGCACCCUCCGUCAAAGAGUUGGAGCAUGUGAUGGACAGCUGCAGGGUGGAAUUAAAUGAGAUAGAUGAAGUGUGGCCCAAUCUUUAUAUAGGCAACAUCACAGCGGCACACAACAAGGAAGAGCUAAGGAAACGGGGUAUUACUCACAUAUUGAAUGCAGCACAUGCUGCCUGGGGAAGCAAAGGUAGCCAAGCGUUCUAUGGAACAGAGUUCCAUUACUACGGAAUAGCAGCAGAAGACUCCCCAGACUUUGACCUCGGCGUACAUUUCCGCCCUGCCUCCGAAUUCAUCACCAAAGCCCUAAGUGUACCAAACGGAAAGAUCUUGGUCCACUGCAUUCUAGGCAGAAGCAGAUCAGCAGCCCUGGUUCUGGCUUACCUCAUGAUCUGUCAGAACUUCUCUCUGGCUGACGCCGUCGGAAAGGUCCUGCAGAAUCGAGCCAUCUCCCCGAACCGAGGGUUCCUGAAACAGCUGCAAGACUUAGAUCUGGAGCUACGGUACAAGAUCAGGCUGUGUCAGCUUCUGUAACGUGAAGAAGAAAGCAAAA
Zootoca vivipara (common lizard) is the source of this 1144-nucleotide messenger RNA. Its product is annotated as dual specificity protein phosphatase 13A. Gene Ontology annotation, molecular function: MAP kinase phosphatase activity; protein tyrosine/serine/threonine phosphatase activity. Gene Ontology annotation, biological process: negative regulation of MAPK cascade; protein dephosphorylation. The record is from RefSeq and is a predicted model, not a curated record. Lineage: Eukaryota; Metazoa; Chordata; Lepidosauria; Squamata; Lacertidae. Gene Ontology annotation, cellular component: cytoplasm.